ACAUUAAGGAUUUCCCAUAGACGAGAAAAGACAGCACACAAGAAUUGCUUUUCAUUAGUUUCAACUAAUUUUGGCACAACAUCGUCAAAGCCCUUCCCAUCUGCGUGUUCCACCCAUAUGGUUGGACGUUACAGACAUGCAUCCGUAGGCGACCUCGUCUUCUGCACCUCAUUCCAAGAAGAUAUAUCCGAAAAGCUUGUGUCCUAUACGUGCUAUGUCAUGUUCCAUUAUUCUUUUCUUGAAGGUGUGUGGUAUGGACUGAUACGUGGGCCUCUUUAGUAUCGUGGCACGACUACGCACUUGGGGGGGCGGGGUAAUUGCUCUGGGUCGUGUGAGGACUCCUUGUUAGGCACCCGGGCGUUCGGUUGUCGCCAACAGGUGCAGUGCCUUGCGACGGGGAAGCUGUGAGACAGCUGGCAUGUGGGGGAGGGUUCUUUCAGGGAGAUUGCCGAGGGAUGUGGAGAAAUCUUCCUGGCACCGCUGGAGAUGUCAUGUACGCGAACCCAGCAAACUCUACUGCUGUUCGACCUUGCAACACUCCAAGCCUGUUGACCCGGGAGUACACCCGAGGUCCCAUCAGAAAUACAUAGUUGCGAAAGGGGUGAUAUCAGGGGAAUUCGAUAGGACACUGAUGAUGUCUACAGGGUUCGACUCAGCCGCGCUACGGUGCGCAGAUGGUCUUGCCUCCAAGAGCCUGCAGCUUGUCAAUCAGCUUCAAAGGGCGUUGUUCCAGAAGCCUGAUCCUUCCGUCACUGCUUGGUGGGAUGGCAUAGAGUGGAUGAAAUCUAUUUCGUCAUUCUUUGGCCGAGAAGAGAUUUCUAUUCACCUGCAAUAUUUUCCCCCUCGUCAAUCGUCUUCGCUCUUCAACUACUACCAGGGUAUACAGGUGGAGCCCCGCCUGUUGCCUGCGACUGUUGUGCGCCUUGCCGCCCUACCUCUUGUAGACUUUUACUUCCCGACCAAGCCCGUCGUAAGACGCGUCGUUUGCGGCAUUUCUGUUGUCUUUCUGCUAAUUGAGCUCUUUCCCUCUGUGGCCUUCCCCAUCAUUCAUGACAGUGUAUUCUGGAUCGCCAGAGCGUGGCGUUUUGCUUUAGAAACGUCACGCAGCUCUGUGUAGUGUGCGAUGCCCGUGUUACCAGGGAGGCGUCGUAGGGUGAGUGAAUAUUUUGUUUGAUGCGACAGACUUGAUGUUGCUGUAUUUAAAUUGGCACUUCUCCGGACAUUGAUAUUCAUGAAUAGAGAAAAAUAUGUGUUGCUCUGAAUUUCGGCAAAUCAUCGUGGAUAUCCGAGUUGCCCAUUCACGGCAUCUGCCUAGUGAGACUUGCAUAUAAUUCAAGGCAUUGCAAGCGUCAUGCCUGAAAAACAUGAAAGAUGCGUCUCUGUUUGGUCAGUGUUCAUAAAUCUCCUUCGAAACCGCCUUAGACGGUGAAACGUGCAUCGUUUUCUCCCCAUCGCACUGCAGCACGUUCACCCACACCCGGUUGGAGUUGUCCUUGCUGUUCGACCUGCACCAUCGCGCAAAUGAUGGCGUCACCAGAAAUGUUUGUGUCAAGAGAGUGUCGUAAUUCGCAAUACAAUACGUGUAGUAGAUCUUAUUGGAGUAAUUUUGGACCAGUGCCGUAGGCGGCUGCCGAGUUCAAACCCAGGCUGCAUGUUAUCUGUGCCGCGUCAACUUGUGGACACGAACGCGGACGUAGGACAAAAUCCGUCACGAUUCCAGUGCUGUGACAUGGAAUUUGCAUUGUUCUAUAGCAGUACAGUGACUGCAUUCAUAAUAGAAGCAACGUUAUGUAAGGUUUUGGUGAGAUCGCUCACCGCUGGGACGACACUGGACACAGGCAGAGGGUAACAUCAGCGAAGCGACACGAUGUGAUCCUAUGGAGGCUGAUGAGCCUUCGUCAUGAUAAAAGAGAACUGUGGUAAAGCGGAUAAUGUCAUAUAAGAAAGCAAGACAGAUCAAUGCACAUGAGGCCCGUGAUACUAUCGUUCAACCACAAUUCCGUCGGCA
Toxoplasma gondii ME49 is the source of this 2008-nucleotide messenger RNA. RefSeq lists its product as hypothetical. The record is from RefSeq and is a predicted model, not a curated record. Bases 419 to 1117 code for a protein of 232 amino acids. The transcript has 3 exons. Lineage: Eukaryota; Apicomplexa; Conoidasida; Eucoccidiorida; Sarcocystidae.